GGAGGUUGCGAAUCAAUUGAUUUGAUCGAUUAGCAUUUAGACACACGACCACACUCUCUUCCGAAGAGUUACACUUUUCACCUCCGUCACAACAAGGUGAGAAACGACAAUUUCAUUACUGGGAAGUUCAUCCUGCCCAAUAGGUUUUCAUCCGUCUUCGUCUCACUGUGUGGCAAGCUCCUUAUCAGUUUCAACAGAUCAAUAGAGAGAGCCGUUCAAGAUGACCACAAAUGGGUUCAGUGUGGCCAAACCCUCUGCCGGUUCAUCCACCUUACCUCAAGCACAUGAUUUGCCAGGAACAUGGAAAUUCUUACAAGAGGGUAUUGAAGUGAUGAUGGAAAGAUGCACAGAAGGAAUGUCUUACAAACGAUACAUGGAAAUGUAUACGGUAGCAUACAAUUAUUGUACAAGCUCACGUUUGAACGGACAACAAAUGAACGGUGACCAUUCUUUCCGUUCAGGUGCAACUUUGAUGGGUGCAGAUCUCUACAAUAACCUUUCUGCAUACUUUCAACAACAUCUGAUCGCAAUCCGAAAAGGUGCAGACAAUCUCAGCGAUGAGGCUUUGUUGAAAUUCUACGCAGAUCAAUGGGAUCAAUAUACAGCAGGUGCAAACUUUGUUCACAGGCUGUUUGUCUACCUCAAUCGUCAUUGGGUAAAAAGAGAAAAGGAAGAAGGAAGAAGGGUUUACACAGUCUAUACACUGGCUUUGGUCCAGUGGAAGAAACACCUCUUCGAACACGUCAAAGCAAAGCAAAAAUUGGUCAACGCUCUCCUCAAACUCAUUGAAAAGCAAAGGAAUAAUGAAGUGAUUGAAAUCAGUCUUGUCAAGAAAGUAGUAGACAGUCUCGUAUCCUUGGGCUUGGACGAUAAUGACGCCACAAAGCUCAAUUUGGACGUUUACAAGGAGGAAUUCGAAAAGCAUUACAUCACUGCUACCGAGAUCUACUACAAAGCAGAAAGCGACGCUUAUGUAGCAUCUACCAGCGUUGUGGAUUAUAUGCGAAAAGCUGAAAAGCGAUUGAAGGAAGAAGAAGAAAGGGUGGAAUUGUUCCUUCAUCCUUCGACACGCAACAAAUUGAUCGCCGCAUGCGAGAAUGUCUUGAUUCGCGGUCAUUCACAAUUAUUGUGGGACGAAUUCCAGCCGCUUCUUGACGCAGAGAAAUCGGACGAUCUCAAUCGCAUAUAUACCCUAUUGAGCAGAAUUCAGGGCGGGCUAGAACCGUUACGUGAGCAAUUUGAUGGGCAGGUCAAGAGGACAGGAUUAGCAGCUGUGGAGAAGGUGGCAGGUGAAAGUGGGGAGGCUAUGGAUCCAUCUGCAUACGUGACUGCAUUACUCGGCGUACACUCCAAGAAUUUGAACACUGUCAUAACAUCGUUCCAUCAUGAAGCAGGUUUCUUGGCCUCUUUGGACAAGGCUUGCCGAUCCUUCAUGAAUAUCAACAAAGCAACAGGUUUGAACACUAGCAAAAGUCCUGAAUUGCUUGCUAGAUACACCGAUAGUAUGCUGAAGAAGAGUAACAAAACUGCAGACGAAUCGAGCUUGGAAGAUCAAUUGACCCAAAUUAUGGUCAUCUUCAAGUACAUGGAGGACAAGGACGUUUUCCAGAAAUUCUACUCAAAGAUGUUGGCAGGUCGAUUGAUCAAUUCCAAUUCUGCUUCAGACGAUGCAGAAGCCAGCAUGAUUGCCAAAUUGAAAGAAGCUUGCGGUUACGAAUACACAAGCAAGCUUCAACGUAUGUUUACAGAUAUGGGAUUGAGCAAAGAACUCAAUGAUACAUUCAAAGAAACGCAGCAAAACAGUGGACAAGAGUCAGAUAUGGACUUUUACGUGUUGAUCUUGGGAAGCAAUUUCUGGCCUGUGACUGAUUUCGAUACACCCUAUAUCAUCCCAACUGAAUUUUCAGAAGCGUACAAGAGAUUCGAAUUGUUCUACGGUGCUAAGCAUAGCGGACGAAAGUUGAAGUGGGUCUGGAGAUUGAACAAGAACGAGAUAAAGACCAAUUAUUUGUCCCAAAAAUUGAUCUUCCAGACAAGUGCAUACCAAACAGCUAUUCUGCUUCAAUACAACACCACUGAUGAAUUGACACAAGAUGAGUUGAUGAAAGGUACCGGGCUGGAAGAAUCGAUCAUCAAGCCGAUCCUCGCCUUGCUCACAAGGGCCAAGGUUCUCUUGAACGAUGGAUCGACAUACAAGCUCAACAAAGAUUUCAAGUCAAAGAAAUUGCGCGUAAAUCUCAACUUGCCUGUGAAAUCGGAACAGAAAGCAGAGUCGAAUGAUGUGAUGAAAAACGUUGAUGAAGAUCGCAAGCUGUUGUUACAAGCAACGAUUGUACGAAUCAUGAAAGCACGUAAGCAAUUAAGACACGCUCAACUUAUACAAGAAGUCGUUCAACAAGUUCAAUCACGCUUUCAGCCAAAGAUUCCUGAUAUCAAAAAAGCAAUCGAUCAUCUAUUAGACAAAGAAUACAUCGAACGUGUUGAAGAUCAAAAAGAUCUUUACAAUUAUUUGGCAUAAAAGGAGAUGAUAAACGCUUGUCCCGUCCCCAUUCAAUGUACUUUACUACGAAUUACCAUGAAUAUCAUCCAUCAUGAGAGAAUGAUUUCCGGACUUUGCGCUGCUUAAUUCCGACGCCACGGAUUUUAAAGGGAAAUGACUCGACGCUAGUGUGGAAAGUGAUGAUUGUGGAGAGAUAUGGUGAUA
Molecule: messenger RNA, 2704 nt
Organism: Meira miltonrushii
Lineage: Eukaryota; Fungi; Basidiomycota; Exobasidiomycetes; Exobasidiales; Brachybasidiaceae
Product: Cullin-domain-containing protein
Exons: 1
Coding region: 221-2518 (765 amino acids)
Biological process (GO): SCF-dependent proteasomal ubiquitin-dependent protein catabolic process; protein ubiquitination
Cellular component (GO): SCF ubiquitin ligase complex
Molecular function (GO): ubiquitin protein ligase binding
Source: RefSeq, a predicted model, not a curated record